AUGGCGGAUAACCCAGAUUGCCCCAGCAAUGCAAAAGCCUUUGUUCCUCUUGAGAACAACCCGGAAGUAAUGACCCAUCUUGUCCACCAACUCGGUCUUUCUCCAUCCUUCGGCUUCUCGGAUGUUUACAGCAUCGACGAUCAAGAUCUCCUAGCCUUCGUUCCGCGCCCCUCACACGCGCUCCUUCUUGUCUUUCCUGUAUCUCGUACCUACGAAUCCGCCCGCAUCUCUGAAGACUCUUCAAAGUCCGAAUACACCGGCUCCGGCCCCGAUGAACCUGUAACAUGGUUCAAGCAAACCAUCCGCAAUGCCUGCGGACUCAUAGGCUUACUGCAUUCUGUUUCAAACGGAGAACCUCGCAAGAAUGUAUCCCAGGGGUCUGAUUUAGAGAAACUCCUACGCGAUGCGGAGCCGUUGGAUCCGAUUAAGCGGGCGGAUCUCCUUUAUGAAAGCUCUGCGCUCGAAAGUGCGCAUGCGGAUGCUGCGAAGAGGGGAGAUACCGUUCCACCUGAAGCGGAGGCGAGUAUUGAUUUACAUUUUGUUUGCUUUGUCAAGGGCAAGGAUGGCAAUUUAUGGGAAUUGGACGGAAGGAGGAAGGGCCCACUUGUCAGGGCGGAGCUGGAUGCUGAAGAAGAUAUGUUAAGCCAGAAGGCUUUGGAUGCCGGAGUUCGGCAGCUGUUAAAAAGAGAGACCGCUGCUGGUGGUGGUGAUUUGAGGUUUAGCCUUGUGAGCUUGGGGCCAUUGUUUGAGUGA
This is a messenger RNA of Ophidiomyces ophidiicola, 753 nucleotides long. RefSeq lists its product as uncharacterized. Gene Ontology annotation, biological process: ubiquitin-dependent protein catabolic process; protein deubiquitination. Gene Ontology annotation, molecular function: cysteine-type deubiquitinase activity. Gene Ontology annotation, cellular component: cytoplasm. The record is from RefSeq and is a predicted model, not a curated record. Lineage: Eukaryota; Fungi; Ascomycota; Eurotiomycetes; Onygenales; Onygenaceae. Bases 1 to 753 code for a protein of 250 amino acids. The transcript has 2 exons.